Harpegnathos saltator (Jerdon's jumping ant) is the source of this 1143-nucleotide messenger RNA. Its product is annotated as calphotin-like. NCBI's taxonomy places the organism in Eukaryota, Metazoa, Arthropoda, Insecta, Hymenoptera, Formicidae. The record is from RefSeq and is a predicted model, not a curated record. Bases 1 to 1143 code for a protein of 380 amino acids. The transcript is spliced from 2 exons.
AUGCCCAAUUUGACGUUAUGUGACGAGGAUGAAACUCGAACAAAAGUAACAUUGUCCUCCAACGCGUUGAUAGAUUCCGAGCAAUCUGGUUGGCGAAUAACAUUGCCGAUUAACGGUGAACCGAUUCAGCACGUCAACAUUACAUCACUGGAUGAUGAUGAGCCCAUUGAGCUAAAAUCGAAAGAGACGUCUCGCGCUAAAUUCGGUAUAUCGCGGACAGUGAGUAUUCAUGACGAUAGAGUCGCACCGGAGCUGGUGCCGGAGAUGAGCGUCGUCGCACCAGAGUCCGUGCCGGAGGCGAGCAUUAUCGUGCCGGAGACGAGCGUCGUCGCACCGGAGCUCGUGCCGGAGACGAGCGUCGUCGCACCAGAGUACGUGCCGGAGACGAGCGUCGUCACACCAGAGUCCGUGCCGGAGACGAGCGUCGUCGCACCAGAGUCCGUGCCGGAGACGAGAAUUAUCGUGCCGGAGACGAGCGUCGUCGCACCGGAGCCCGUGCCGGAGACGAGCGUCGUCGCACCGGAGCCCGUGCCGGAGCUUGUGCCGGAACUCGCACCGGAGCUCGUGCCGGAACUCGCACCGGAGCCCGUGCCGGAGACGAGCGUAGUCGCACCAGAGGCGAGCAUUAUCGUGCCGGAGGCGAGCAUUAUCGUGCCGGAACCGAAUAUCGUCGCACCGGAGCCAGUGCCGGAGCUCGUGCCGGAACUCGCACCGGAGCCCGUGCCGGAGGCGAGCAUUAUCGCACCGGAGCCUAAUAUCGUCGCACCGGAGCCCGUGCCGGAGGCGAGCAUUAUCGCACCGGAGCCGAAUAUCGUCGCACCGGAGCCCGUGCCGGAGGCGAGCGUUGUCGCACCGGAAUUGAACAUUAUCGUGCCGGAACCGAAUAUGGUCGCAUCGGAGGCGAGCGUUAUCGUGCCGGAACCGAACAUUGUCGCACCGGAGCCCGUGCCGGAGAUGAGCGGUGUCCCACCGGAACCAAACAUUAUUUCGCCAGAGUCGAGCAUUAUCGCACCGAAGGCGAGCAUUAUCGUGCCGGAACUAAACGCAAAUAACGAGCACGGUCCGAAAAUGCGCAACAAACGAUCCAUCGUUGAACAAUCAGGUGUAUUUGGAACAAGGAAAAAUAAGCGCACUAGACAAUAA